This is a messenger RNA of Chara braunii, 4458 nucleotides long. The record is from the annotation of a GenBank genome assembly. NCBI's taxonomy places the organism in Eukaryota, Viridiplantae, Streptophyta, Charophyceae, Charales, Characeae.
GGUUCAGAUGUAUGUGACAAUUCUGAUUGGCUUCUCAACAAGACUGGGUUCAUUGCACAUUUCUCAAUUUAUGCAUGUCAUCCUGGAGCAGGGCCCAUGACCGACAUGCUAAUCUUCUCUGUACCCUUCCAAUUGCAACAGAUGUCCCGAAGGACUUAUGUCUCAUUUCCCUUUGGGGUACGAUGGGCCAGUUGCACCACUUGCCAUUGCCCAAGGUUCCGAACGCAUCUGGACAUGACCGAUGUCCGAAUGCAUUCGAAAAUCUUGGUGGAUGGCAGUGGUGCAUCUGUGCCCUAAUCUGGCUUGAAUUGUGUUCUUCUUGUAGCCUGGAGCAGAACAAUGGGGAGGCAAGGUUGCGCUUUGCAGAGCAACAAUGGGCAAAGAAGGAUGCAGAAAGGGAUGCCGCACUUAAGGCCAAAGAUCAGCAAAUGGCAAACUUGUUGCUGGAGAACUCAAAGCAGAAGCUGCAGGCAGUAGAACUGGAGAAAUCGCUGAGGAAGACUGCAACACAAAUAAAAGAUGAACAAGCACGCACAUCGAUUGAUAAUGCAAAGCUUAAAGAGCAGAUACAGGAGCUUGACGUACAGCUCCAGGGGAUGAGGCGUGCUGUUUUGGAGAAAGAUAAGCAGUACUCGGAGACGACGACAGCUGAACUGCGCAAGUGGGAAGAGGAGGAAGCCGCCCGCCAGCAGGAAAUUCAACGCCAGCUGGCAGAGGCAGAGGCAGCACGUCAGCAGGACGCAACAGAAGCUGCAACAGCCACACGGUUGCAACAGCAGCAGGUCGAGGCAAGUCAAAACCCCACGAUGGAUCUUGCUCGCGACGAAGCCACGUACGCUAGGCUACUUCGACGACAGCAUUUCCAAGAGACCGAAGAACAAGAAGAGCCAACCGAUGAAGAAAGGGACAAGGAAGGGACAGCAGUUCUAAUGGAGACUCUGCUGUACACGUGCACUUGGCAGCAAUGUGAACUGCUCGCCAUGCGGCAGGUCCUCAUCCGCCAUGAAACAACGCUCAAGGCAAUGGACAAGAGGAUCGCGACCCUGCAGACCGAGAACAGCACACUACAUGCCGCCAACAGCCAGCAGCGGACACUCAACCACCAGUUGCAGGCAGAUGUCAGCAUGGGGUUGGCACAACUGUCAGCAGCUGCGUCAACGGGCAGUGCAGCGGUAGACUGCCGCCCAGCUUUGGCCGCGCAGGCCAAGCAACUCGAGGAGCGGAUCAACCACUUGGUCGCAUCCCUCGGCGACACCAGCAAGUUUGCUGGAGCAUUGACAGUCAGCAAUCAGCUGCAGACGCUCAGCGACCGCGUUGACCAACGACCGGCCGCUGCCACCAAGGAAUGGAAGAUGCCGAACUUCAAGAUCGAGAAGUUCGAUGACUAUCACAAAACUGAUCCGCUGCAAUGGUGGAUGACUUUCAAUGCAGAGGCGGAUCACCAAACACAUCACCAGCGCAUGCCUCGACAAGGACAAGGAGAAUGUCAAACGUUCAAGCUCGGGAAACUGAGCACCACGGGAAGUGCAACGACAUCACUUCCCAAUCCGUCGGAGUCGGCUGCCUUGCUAGCAGCCUCUCUCACAUCCGGGGAUGACGCGGUAGUCGCAAGUUCUCGCAUUGAGUAUGAGCACUAUGCUGUCGAGCUGGUCCCACUGUUGAACCAGCCUCUCCACGUGCAAGAUUCAAGCGCAUGCGCGGUAGUUCCACCGUCGGACAACGAACCGGUUGCUUCGCCAGCCCUUCUAUUGGAGGAUCCGUCAACUUGGGCGAGUCUUGAGGAUCUCGACCCAUUGACGGUUGAGGAAUUCCAAUGGUUGCCUCUUCCCUCCACCGGUUCUUUGCCAACCCCGCAUUGCAAUGCUUUAAUGGCACAUUUGCGCGAAUACUUGCACGCUGCAGUACCACCUCCAUCGACGGACGACGGAGUAGCGGUUGUUGAUCUUUAUAACUAUCUUGCGAAGAUCGACCGCGAGUACACAACGCAACAGUACGUCGACAACGACGCGCCGCUCCUCUACAUCCGCAUUCAGAUCGGAAAGGCGACCUGCAGUGCCUUGAUCGAUUGUGGAGCGACUCGCAACUACAUCAGCCAAGACUUCAUGGCACGAGCCGGGCUUGGCCCGCGCGUUCGAAGGAAAAGUCAGCCUACGCACGCCACGUUGGCCGAUGGUCACACGCAAAAGUCAAUCGACCGAUGCGUUGACUCGGUGCCCGUGUACUUCGCCCCGUUAGCAUGCGAGGCCGUGUCUUUUGACAUAUUGGACAACAAGUUCGAUAUGAUCCUAGGCAUGUCGUGGCUGCAAAGCGAAGACCAUCCAGUGAACUUCCAUGGACGCACCGUUCACGUUCGUGAUCGGUGCGGCGAACUAGUUCCGUGUACGGUGCCGCUUCCUCAUCCUUUGAUUGGUUGUCACGUGGUAUCCGUGGCGAGCAUUCGCCAAUCCAUCCGGCGGAACGACAUCGAGGAGAUGGGCAUAUGUUUUCUUCAUGCCCUCUCACCCGGUGAUCAGCCCAAGACGGAUACGUCGGACCCACGCAUCAUUGAGCUGUUGGACAGCUAUGAGGAUGUCUUCCAAGCUCCCGCCGGAGUCAUACCAGAUCGGCCCAUGCGCCACGGGAUCACUCUCGAGGACGGCGCCGUACCUCCGCGCGGAUGUAUCUACCGCAUGAGCGAAGAGGAACUUCAAGUGCUUCGGGCACAACUAGACGACCUCUUGGCCAAGGGUUGGAUUCGCCCUAGCUGUUCGCCAUACGGUGCUCCCGUUCUCUUCGUCCGAAAGAAGAACAAGGACCUUCGAUUGUGUAUUGACUAUCGGAAACUUAACGCACAAACGAUCAAGAACGCCGGCCCUCUCCCUCGGAUCGAUGAUCUUCUCGAGCGACUCGGUGGCUCCAAGUACUUCUCAAAGCUUGACCUCAAGUCCCGAUACCACCAGAUCGAGAUCCAGCCAAGAGACCGGUACAAAACCGCGUUCAAGACGCGGUAUGGGCACUUUGAGUGGAUCGUCAUGCCUUUCGGUGUCACCAAUGCCCCGGCUACUUUCCAAGCGGUCAUGAUGACGGAAUUCCGCGACUUGCUCGACCGCACCGUGCUUAUUUACCUCGAUGAUAUCUUGGUUUAUAGCCGGCCGUUGGACGAGCACCUCGAGCACCUUCGCGCCGUAUUGGAGCGGCUUCGUAUCGCCAAGUACAAGGCGAACCGCGACAAGUGCGAGCUUGCCCAGCAAGAGCUGGAGUACUUAGGCCAUUACGUUACACUGCAAGGCAUUCGUCCGCUCGCGGACAAGGUACAAGCUAUUCAAGAUUGGUUGGACCUCAAGUGUACUACCGACGUUCGCUCCUUUCUCGACUUGGCAUCAUACUACAUGCGCUUCGUCAAAGGAUUUCAACGUAUCGCUGCACCAUUGUUGCGACUUCAGUCCUCCUUGGAGCCCUUCGAGUUCAGCGACGAGGCCCGGCAUGCGUUUCACACGCUGAAGACGACUUUGCUUCAAGUUCCCGCCUUAAGCAUCUACGAGACCACGACCCGAUAUUGCCCACCAAACCACGGCGUUCCGGAAGACAUCGUCAGCGACCGCGACACUCGUUUCAUGUCGGCCUUUUGGACGACACUCAUGGUGGAAUCCAGCACCAGCAUGAAAUCGAGUUCCGCACGUAGUCCUCAAACGGAUGGGCAAAUGGAACGUGCGCACCAGAUUGCGCAGAUGAUGUUCCGCACACUCAUCCGCCUGGAUCAGAAGGAUUGGGUUGAUCGCCUUCCCGACAUCGAGUUCGCCUAUAACACUUCGGUGCACCCGGCGAUUGGCGUGACUCCAUUCGAGUUGCACCAUGAUGGACGGAAACGACGUAUCUUCGCAGACAUUUUGAUUCCACGGGCUGCCGAUAUAGACGCCGCUUGCUCCCCCGCUUCUACACGGAAGUACAGGGAACUGCUGGCCAAAGCCCGCACAAACAUGCAAGAGGCUCAUGUCCGUAUGCAGCAGCAAGCGAACCGGCGUCGCAUCCCAUGUCCAAUUCGCGCUGACGACCUAGUUUGGGUCACCUCCGAGGAAUUCGCGCUCGAGCAGGACGUCUCGCACAAGCUCCUCCCGAAGUGGUUUGGACUAUGGAUGGUCACUUCAACAGCUGGCGACGACCCCGCGGGUCCAUCUUUCAUCAUUGAGAUCCCCCCGCAUUUGACGGUCCACCCGAUCUUUCACGCCUCAAAGCUGGCAGUUUACACUCUAGCCUCCGCAGCGGAUUUUCCGGGCAGACGGUCACAAGACCCUCUCCUUCAAUGGAUGGUCAUUAGGAGGUCGACCGCCUUCUCACACAUCGCAAGCAUGGCAACAAGUCGAUGCAUUACAAAGUUCCAUUUAAGCAACGCGAUCCGAACGACACACGCUGGAUUUCAAGAGUUGACCUGAAGGCGACAACACCCCUCGUCUUCGCGCAUUACGAAAAACAGCGACUCGC